AGACAGUUGGCUGGUGCACUUUGGCGUGUUACGUUGUCAGUGAAUUUGUUGUGUCGACAUUUUCGUAUAGUGUACCUUUAAAUCUUAAAAUAUCGAAAUGGCUGACCAACUCACCGAAGAACAAAUUGCCGAAUUCAAAGAGGCAUUCUCGUUGUUUGACAAAGACGGAGAUGGUACUAUCACAACCAAAGAAUUAGGAACUGUAAUGAGAUCUUUAGGGCAGAAUCCUACAGAAGCUGAACUACAGGAUAUGAUCAAUGAAGUAGAUGCUGAUGGCAACGGCACAAUCGAUUUUCCUGAAUUCUUGACGAUGAUGGCCAGAAAAAUGAAGGACACAGACAGCGAGGAGGAGAUUCGCGAGGCAUUCCGGGUGUUCGACAAAGACGGCAACGGUUUCAUUUCGGCAGCGGAACUGCGUCACGUGAUGACCAACUUGGGCGAAAAAUUAACGGACGAAGAGGUGGACGAAAUGAUCAGGGAGGCCGACAUCGACGGCGACGGUCAAGUCAAUUACGAAGAAUUCGUCACCAUGAUGACUUCAAAGUGAAGAAGCCAACAAUUUGCAUUUCUGCUUUCCAUUGUUUCAUCCCGGCCCAUUAUCUACAUUUUCAACAUCUCGAACUUUUUGCUAGGCUGCCGGGCCACUAAAGUGAAUAACUUAAUCGUUAUUUAAUUUACAAGACAAGUUUUAAUUAAUAUAAUUAAUAAAUAUUUAUAAAUCAAUAUAAUUGUGUAAAUUUUUGUAAUAUAUUUGUUUUGGGGCGGUGCGACACCACGCAUCAUCCUCUGUACUGUAUCAACUACUUCUGUGCUACAUGUCUAGUUGAGUCGUUAUCUCGUUAUUCACAAAGUAUGAAAACAACGCGUACUUAUUAAAUAAACUCGUCGUUCUAUUUGGUGUUAGUUUAGGGGAUACAAAUAUUUAGGUGACACUUGACAGUCUCAUUUUUCAUACUUUGUGAUCCAAACGUACAUCUGUGCACUUACUAUACAUAGUAUGUAUCCCCUUAAAAUAUUAUUUAAAAAAAGUUAUUACUUGUACUAAAGUUUUAAUUUCCAUCAUCCCAGUGUACUGUAUCGUAGGUUUUACAUUUUUUAGUCUAGUGUUUUCAAAUUGAUCAAAAGGUUUAAUUUUUGAUCAGCCUGAUAUUUUUCAAUAUUUUAAUUUAUUAUUUUUUAAGUAAGAACAGAUAUCAGUUACAAUGUGAAAUUAUAAUUAGAUGUUUAAAUUUGAAAUAAAUGUGACUAAAAAUCUGGAUUUCGUUACUGAUGGUACCCAAAUAAUAAUGCUAUAUUAUUAAAGUUUUUUAUGUUCAAAUUUUCUUUAUUUAAAAUAAAAUUAUUUAAACAAAA
Messenger RNA from Brassicogethes aeneus, 1353 nucleotides. NCBI's taxonomy places the organism in Eukaryota, Metazoa, Arthropoda, Insecta, Coleoptera, Nitidulidae. The record is from the annotation of a GenBank genome assembly.